CCAGAAAUACGACCAUCCAAAUCGAAUUAAUUCGUGAAAUAAAAGAAACUCAGCGCAAUGAAACUUGUGAUAUGUCAUUAAAGCUCUAAAUUUCAAAAUAAUCAAACAAGAAAGAAGGAAAUGAUCGGCAGUGUGGCGCGAUGUUGCAGAAGCGGACCAAACGGUGGCUUGGUAGCUAGUGCAGACGUGUGGUGGCUAGUGCGGCAGCGGUGUCGGCUGGCCAAGUCAGAUGUGACGUUUGAACGGGUAAAAUUGGUUUCACGCGUUUUUUUUUUAAUUAAACUUUUUUUUUUACCGCUAAGUCACGUGCACCACGUACAUGCAUAGCUCCGUCCCUGCCUUUACUACCCUUAAAAAAUUCGAUUGGAUUCGAGAAUGUGAUAUAACCCGAUAAGAUUUAUUCUAAAUUCAAAUUAUACACCCGAUUCACACUUCUAUUCAAACGAAAACCGAAAUUGAUUGCUUGACAUGAAUCACAUAUCCACAAGUUGGAAACAUGAAAAUUAGAAAUGGAGCACGAGAUCAAACGCUCUAACACACUCUAGCUGGCACACAAUUAAAACACCCGCCUACUUUCCAUAUUCCAACGCCGUCGAAAGUUUCAUUUUCUGGAAUUAACAUCGAAUUCAACUCUCCCAAACUUCAUCACAUUUUACCAGAAUUCCUUCGACGAAGAACCCUAAUUCUUCAUUUCCCUCAAAUUCAACCUCAUCAUUAAUGCAUUCUUGAACAAUUUCAACAAAUUCUCUCUCCUCCUCUGCCAUGGCUGCAUUUCGUAGGCUUCUUCCUUCCCGCUCAUUUGGUGUCUUUACUCGGACUUGCAGUUCUUGGACUUCUUCUGCUUCUUCUACUGAAGGAAUUGGAGGGAGUUUGCGGCAUUUCAGUGACCAGAAAGUGUUGAGAAUCAAAGACGAGGUAGUCGAGGAUGAAGUUGAGAGAAUUCGGAGUGAAUUCGAGAUUGCCAAGCAGUGUUUCCUUAAAAUUCCACAGACUCUCAAGUCUAUGCCUAAGAUGAAUCCUGAGGGGAUAUAUGUGAACAAGAACUUGAGAUUGGACAACGUUCAAGUUUAUGGGUUUGACUAUGAUUACACAUUAGCACAUUACUCUGCUUAUCUACAGGCUUUGAUUUAUGACCUUGCCAAGGAGCAUUUAGUCAAUGAGCUUAGGUAUCCAGAAAGCUGCUUGAAGUUCAAAUAUGACCAUAGCUUCCCUAUUAGAGGUUUGUACUAUGACAAGUUAAAAGGGUGUCUCUUGAAGUUGGAUUUUUUCGGAUCAAUUGAGCCUGAUGGAUGCUUCUUUGGUCGUCGUAAGCUAAGGCGGGAGGAGAUUAUAGAGAUGUAUGGAACAAGACAUAUUGGUCGCCAUCAAGCACGGGGGCUUGUUAGUUUGAUGGAUUUUUUCUGCUUUAGUGAGGCAUGCUUGAUCGCUGACAUUGUGCAACAUUUUGUCGAUGAAAAACUGGAGUUUGAUGCUUCUUAUGUCUAUCAUGAUGUCAAUCAUGCAAUUCAACAUGUUCAUAGAAGUGGAGCAGCUCAUAAGGCAAUCAUUGCUGAUCCUGAGAGAUAUCUUGUUAAAAAUGAUCAGUUGUAUUGCUUUUUGAAGAUGCUAAGAGACAAAGGAAAGAAAAUGUUCUUGCUGACUAAUUCACCCUAUUAUUUUGUUGAUGGCGGUUUGCGCUUUCUUUUGGAGGAUUCCCUGGGCUGUGGUGACUCUUGGAGAGAACUAUUUGAUGUAGUCAUUGCUAAAGCCAAUAAGCCAGACUUUUAUACGUCAGAGCGACCAUUCCGAUGCUAUGACACGAGCAAGGAUACGUUGGCAUUCUCUAAGGUGGAUGCUUUUCUUCCCAAUAAAAUAUAUUACCAUGGAUGUCUGAAAUCCUUUCUCAAAAUUACAAAGUGGCACGGGCCAGAGGUCAUAUACUUUGGUGACCAUUUGUUUAGCGAUCUUAGAGGGCCUUCAAAGGCAGGGUGGCGUACUGCUGCUAUCAUUCAUGAAUUGGAAAAUGAAAUACAUAUUCAGAAUGAGGAAUCUUAUCGUUUUGAGCAGGCGAAAUUUCACAUUAUCCAAGAGCUCCUAGGUAGAUUGCAUGCAACUGUUGUAGAUUCACAAAAAAGUGAAGCAUACAGGUCACUCAUGAAAGAGCUCAAUGAGGAGAGGCAAACAGCACGCUGCACCAUGAAAAACAUGUUCAACAAGGCUUUUGGGGCCACUUUCCUCACUGAUACUGGUCAAGAAUCCUCAUUUGCCUAUCACAUCCAUCAAUAUGCAGAUGUUUACACCAGUAAGCCAGAAAAUUUCUUGUUCUAUCCACCUGAAGCAUGGCUGCAUGUGCCCUUUGAUGUCAAGAUCAUGCCACAUCAUGUGAAGGUUCCUUCAAGCUUGUUCAAGACAUAGGAGACAUUCGUUUUGAUCAUUUAGGAUUGUUAUAGCUUUGGACUCAAAUUUUGAUCUUGCGAGUAAAGUCUGCUUGCUCACUCCAAACGAUUUUUAUUUUUUUUGCUUAUACGAAAUACAGUUUAGGCAAAUGUUGUAAAGUUCGAAAUACAGUUUUGGCAUGUACCAUAACAUGUAGAUGAUGGAAAAUCUUAUACACAACCCAAGGUUGAUAGAUAAGAAAAAGAAUAUAGAAAUAAUAAUCAUUUGUAAACAUCAUUAUUUUUACCAAUGUAUUGCCUUUAGUCAUUUUCUUUCUGUGUAAUACUCAAAUGUUGGAUUAUGUUUGUAUUUCUCAAAUGUAUUUUGUGACAUUUACUUUGUAUGUUAGAGAAAGUAGACAAGGGCUGCAGUUGGUCUGCACUUUGCUCAAUCUAAACUUGAUGAGAAUAAUUAGUGUUUGAAGUUUUGAGCGCAUCUUGUUCAACCUUGGCUUGGUUUGAGCCUAAUUCACACAUGUUUGAUCAUCUGCAAUUCGCACUUUUCCAUAACUAUGAAUUUUUUGUGGAAAACCAUUUGGGAUAGAUGAAGCAUUACCAAUUCCUCUAUUUUCUCUCUCCUCACUCUUACUACAGUGGA
Messenger RNA from Chenopodium quinoa (quinoa), 3012 nucleotides. RefSeq names its product 5'-nucleotidase domain-containing protein DDB_G0275467-like. The coding region runs from base 763 to 2394 and encodes 543 amino acids. Lineage: Eukaryota; Viridiplantae; Streptophyta; Magnoliopsida; Caryophyllales; Amaranthaceae. The record is from RefSeq and is a predicted model, not a curated record. The transcript has 13 exons. Gene Ontology annotation, molecular function: 5'-nucleotidase activity.